CAUCACGCAUGCAUCAUCUGCGUGUGACGCAAAUUGUUAGGACUGCUGUUCAAUAAUGGGUGAGAUGUAUGAAGCGCGUUACUAUGUUCUUAAAAAAGUCUGGGAGGCUGCAACCUGUGUUGUAUAAGCACAUGAAGCAACAGAGUGCCUGUCUGUGGCUCGUCGACUGAGCUGUCUGUCGCUCGCUCGGGUUCGGUUCUCGGUCGAGACAAUACGCACGAACUGACGUGAGUGCCGAGCACAACCCUUACGUCGGUGAGCACAGACCCGGUCAGAGUAGAUGGGAUCGCUCGUCCUCCGAGUGGUGAGAAAAUGGAGAGGUUUCUGUCGCCUAACGCGCCGCUGCUCAUCCUCAGCUGCCUGGGUUUCUCACGAGUCUUUGGGGACAGCUUAGCUGCUCCCUUCAAUGUGACCCUCAGGGAUCUGAAGGCCAACUCUGCCGUGGUGACAUGGGACAUCCCAGAGGCAGACUUUGCCAUCGGCUUCGCUAUCACACAGCAGAAGAAAUAUGGACGCAUGCUGCGCUUCAUACAGGAAGUGAACACCACCACAAACUCCUGUGCACUAUGGGACUUGGAGGAGGAGACAGACUACAUUGUGCACGUCCAGUCCAUCGGCAUGCUGGGGCCCAGCCCGCAGAGCAAACCCCUGAACUUUCGGACGCCCAAAGAGGCCGAGACGCUGGCCUCCGAGAGUAACGACGAGGUGACCAUGGAGGAGGUGGGCCAGAGCGCACAGCUCAGGGCUGGGGAGCUGAUCAUCAUCGUGGUGGUCCUGAUCAUGUGGGCAGGUGUGAUUGCGCUCUUCUGCCGUCAGUACGACAUCAUCAAAGACAACGAGCCAAACACCAACAAGGACAAAGCCAAGAACUCCUCAGAGUGCAGUACGCCGGAGCACCAGUCGGGGGGGCUGUUGCGCAGUAAGCAUCCCAGGAACAACAAUAACAACAACAGAACUCCGUCUGUCAACAUCAUCGAGGUGUGACCGCUGGGACGCCGUCUCUUUAUAAAGACUUUGUGUUCCUGCACAGGGGCAGGCCCGCCACUCUUUGUUUUUUCUGGCCAUGAGGCAGAGGGAACUCGUUGUUGGAGGAGGCUCCUCCCCUCCGAUAGGGGAGCGGGGCGCGGCUCUCCCCAGGCUCCUGAUCAUGGCCUGGC
Molecule: messenger RNA, 1157 nt
Organism: Gadus morhua (Atlantic cod)
Lineage: Eukaryota; Metazoa; Chordata; Actinopteri; Gadiformes; Gadidae
Gene: fndc5a
Product: fibronectin type III domain containing 5a
Exons: 6
Coding region: 313-984 (223 amino acids)
Cellular component (GO): extracellular region; plasma membrane
Molecular function (GO): protein binding
Source: RefSeq, a predicted model, not a curated record